Molecule: messenger RNA, 5918 nt
Organism: Cyclopterus lumpus (lumpfish)
Lineage: Eukaryota; Metazoa; Chordata; Actinopteri; Perciformes; Cyclopteridae
Product: calcium/calmodulin-dependent protein kinase type IV
Exons: 13
Coding region: 819-2258 (479 amino acids)
Biological process (GO): protein phosphorylation
Molecular function (GO): calmodulin binding; calcium/calmodulin-dependent protein kinase activity; ATP binding
Source: RefSeq, a predicted model, not a curated record
GACAGUGCUAGCCACUACACCACCGUGCAGCCCUGUUGCCGAUGAGGCUCCAGUGACCGACAGGCCGGCCGGCCAAUCACAGCGCGGCUGGACUCCACCUGCCGCCCUGUGAUUGGCCGGCGUGGUGACACAGGGGGCGGGGCUGUGAGAUUACAGCAUCUCUCUCUCUCGCGGAUCCAGCGGACAUCUGGAGCUGCACGGGAAUCAAACCUCCGAGAACCAGAACCCCGACGUCCCGCAGCGAGCCGGCCCGGGUUCCAGCGUCUGUCUCCGGGCUGCGGUGUUGUCGUUGCCCCGGUGUCUCCGGUGUCUGCACCGGCAGGCUGCGGCUCUCCGGAGGGACGUGUCUGCCGGUAGAAACACGGAAAUAGGAGCGAAUCCCGAGGGAGAAGGAUGAGGGGGAGGAGGGGGGCGAGAGACUGAAGGGAUCCGACAUCUGAGAGGGUUUGAGGCCCCGAUGGGAGCUGCGACACAUCUGGACCCGGUCUGUCUGCGUCCUGGUUCUGGCCUCAGUCUGGACUGAAGGGUCUCGUUGGUCCCUGAAGGGUUCUGUUUGAAUGUCUUUCUAGUCUUUCAGAUCUGGUCUGGGAUCCUCCUCCUCUUGCUGGUCUGGAUUAAAACCCAUUAGGAUCAUGAACCACCCCUCCGCUCCUCUAAUCUGGGUUUUACUGAGCUGGAUUUAAAUCUGAGAUCUGACCUGGUUCACUCAGAUCGGGUCACACCUGACCCGGUCUGAACCGGAUCCCCUGGUCGUGGUUGUGAUCUCGGACUCGGUCCUGGUCCUCUUAGUCCUGCUGUUGUGGAGUCCUGCUGUUGCCAUGCCGACGUCCCGGCCUGGUUCGGCGCCGGUGGAGUUCUGGGUGGACGGGUCGAGGCGGGACGGGGCGGUGGAGGAAUUCUACACCCUGAGCUCCGAGCUGGGCAGAGGAGCGACGUCCAUCGUGUUUUGCUGUGAGGAGAAGCAGACUCAGAAACCUUACGCUCUCAAAGUCCUCAAGAAAACGAUUGACAAGAAAAUAGUUCGCACAGAAAUCGGCGUCCUGCUGCGUCUUUCCCACCCAAACAUCAUCCAGCUGAAGGAGAUCUUUGAGACCGACACGGACAUCGCUCUGGUGCUGGAGCUGGUGACGGGAGGAGAGCUGUUUGACCGGAUCGUGGAGCGAGGUUACUACAGCGAGAGAGACGCCGCUCACGUCAUCAAACAGAUCCUGGAGGCUGUGGCGUAUCUCCAUGACAACGGAGUCGUGCAUCGAGACCUCAAACCAGAGAACCUCCUUUACGCCGACCUGUCGCUGGACGCGCCACUGAAGAUCGCCGACUUUGGUCUCUCCAAAAUCAUCGACGAGCAGGUGACCAUGAAGACCGUUUGUGGCACGCCGGGCUACUGUGCGCCAGAGAUCCUGCGUGGAAAUGCGUACGGCCCUGAAGUGGACAUGUGGUCGGUGGGCGUGAUCCUCUACAUCCUACUCUGUGGGUUUGAGCCCUUCUUCGACCCGAGGGGGGAUCAGUACAUGUACAGUCGAAUCCUCAACUGCGACUACGAGUUUGUGUCUCCGUGGUGGGAUGACGUCUCGCUCAAUGCCAAGGACCUGGUCAGUAAGCUGAUCGUCCUGGACCCUCACAAGCGCCUCAGUGUCCGGGAGGCCUUGCAGCACCCCUGGGUGCUGGGCAAAGCCGCCCGCUUCUCCCACAUGGACACGGCCCAGAGGAAGCUGCAGGAGUUCAACGCUCGUCGUAAACUAAAGGCCGCCAUGAAGGCCGUCGUGGCCACCAGUCGGAUGCACGAGGGUUCGCGGCGUCGCACCGACAGCUGUGAGAUUCCAGGCUCUGGGACUUCAAGGCAGAGCAGUAUGCAGCAGGACCCGCCUCCUGAGUCAACAAGCCCCGCCCCCGCAGACAAAGAAGCCCCACCACCGGAUCAACAGUCGCCGCAAAAAGAUGAAUCAAAGCCCGCCGACCAAAGUGCCCUUGGCCCCUCCCCUCCUCAUAGCCCCAAACCACCCAGCUCUGAUGUCACGCCCACAGGCUCCGCCCCUACUAGACCGCCGCUGCGUGCCGACGGGCUACGACAGGCGUCCGUCGUCCCCAAAACCAAGCCGGUCAAGCCCAGACCGCCGCUGAAGAGCUGCUCCAUGGUAGAGGCCCCCUCCAGGGUCGAGGCCCCGCCCACUCUGGCCACGCUUCCGAGUCCCAACAGCCUCAGCAACGGUUUCACGCCGGCGGAGGAGCCCGCCAGUAAAACGGCGCCCUGCCAGUGAUGAGCUGACAGACACAGAGACAUUGAAACGUUCAGGCUUCCAUCUUUACAAACAUCUAAAAUCAUUUUAUGGGACCAAAAUAACCGAAAUAUUCGUGACAUUUAAUAUUUAACUUCCAUUUAUUUAGCUGCUGCUACGCUAACAUGCGGAUCCAUCAGUACUACGGUUAAAAAGAGAUACUGGGCGGAUGGAUACACGGCUGUUUGUCAAGAAAUAGUUCCGGCUCAUGAAGGUUCUUUGGGUUUAUUGUUGGAACUCAAGAUCCUCCAAGUUCUGGUUUAGGACAGAUACUCCAGUUUCUUCUUCUUUUUCUUCCUUUUCUUCUUCUCCUCCCUCUUCUUCUUCUUCUUCUUCUUCUUCUUCUUCUUCUAUUCUUCGUAUCCCCCUCCUCCUUCUACUUCCUGUUUACUUCCUGUUUCAGCCUGAAGAGACAUGUUUCUAACCCUUUCUCCUGGUUCCUGUUGGCUCAGUAGAUCCGGUGUGUAGUUCAGUGUCGUGUCGUGUUUGUGAGCUUCUAGUGAACCAGUGUUGUUUACACUUUAAUCAUCUCCUGUUUGCACUGUACAUAUUUUGGUUAAAUUCUUCUUCACCACAGAGACACAGUCGGUGUUCAGACCCCCACAAAGACCCAAUCUGUCCUUGGAGCUGAUCUGAGACCACACAUUCUACCUCUCUUUGUACAGGGGCUUCCAAAAGUAUUUUAAAAACACAAACUACGGUGGCCCGGACGAACCAAACACACGCAAACCCUUCUCAGAGGAGUGCAGAGGGCUCGAUGGUCCUCCACCACAGUGGGCUAGGGUUAGCCCCUACGCUCUAGGGUUAGCCCCUAACCUAGGGUUAGCCCCUACGCUCUAGGGUUAGCCCCUAAGCUCUAGGGUUAGCCCCUAAGCUCUAGGGUUAGCCCCUACGCCCUAGAGUUAGCCCCUACGCUUUAGGGUUAGCCACUACGCUCUAGGGUUAGCCCCUACGCUCUAGGGUUAGCCACUACGCUCUAGGGUUAGCCCCUACGCUCUAGGGUUAGCCCCUAUGCCCUAGGGUUAGCCCCUACGCUCUAGGGUUAGCCCCUAACCUAGGGUUAGCCCCUAAGCUCUAGGGUUAGCCCCUACGCCCUAGAGUUAGCCCCUACGCUCUAUGGUUAGCCCCUAUGCUCUAGGGUUAGCCCCUACGCCCUAGAGUUAGCCCCUACGCUUUAGGGUUAGCCACUACGCUCUAGGGUUAGCCCCUACGCUCUAGGGUUAGCCCCUACGCCCUAGGGUUAGCCCCUACGCUCUAGGGUUAGCCCCUACGCCCUAGGGUUAGCCCCUACGCUCUAGGGUUAGCCCCUAACCUAGGGUUAGCCCCUAAGCUCUAGGGUUAGCCCCUACGCCCUAGAGUUAGCCCCUACGCUCUAUGGUUAGCCCCUAUGCUCUAGGGUUAGCCCCUACGCUCUAGAGUUAGCCCCUAUGCUCUAGAGUUAGCCCCUACGCUCUAGGGUUAGCCCCUAACCUAGGGUUAGCCCCUACGCCCUAGGGUUAGCCCCUACGCUCUAGGGUUAGCCCCUACGCCCUAGGGUUAGCCCCUACGCUCUAGGGUUAGCCCCUACGCCCUAGGGUUAGCCCCUACGCUCUAGGGUUAGUCCCUAACCUAGGGUUAGUCCCUAAGCUCUAGGGUUAGCCCCUACGCCCUAGGGUUAGCCCCUACGCUCUAGGGUUAGCCCCUACGCCCUAGGGUUAGCCCCUACGCUCUAGGGUUAGCCCCUACGCCCUAGGGUUAGUCCCUAACCUAGGGUUAGUCCCUAAGCUCUAGGGUUAGCCCCUACACCCUAGGGUUAGCCCCUAAGCUCUAGGGUUAGCCCCUACGCUCUAGGGUUAGCCCCUACGCCCUAGGGUUAGUCCCUAACCUAGGGUUAGUCCCUAACCUAGGGUUAGCCCCUAAGCUCUAGGGUUAGCCUCUAACCUAGGGUUAGCCCCUAAGCUCUAGGGUUAGCUCCUACGCCCUAGGGUUAGCCCCUACGCUCUAGGGUUAGCCCCUAACCUAGGGUUAGCCCCUACGCCCUAACACGGAAUCCAGAGGGGCUGUUUUCUGCAUUUCUAUUUUACCACGUUUCAUAUUUGCAACAGUCAGAAAACAACAAACGACUCUCAAGGUUUGUUCCUGUCGGCGAGAUCAAUGAGAGCGAUCGGGAGCGUUUGAUUAAUACAGAGCUUUUUGUUCAGUCUAAGCCACCGUAGGAGGUCCUGCAUUGUGAAGACAAAUUCUUUAAAGAGGAACCAAACCUCCAGAACGUCCUGAAACAUGGGUUCUGUUGCCGGAGCUGGCGGUGUACCUCCCUCUAGCCCCGCCCACUUUUAGCGGUCCAAUCAAAGGCAAAGGGUUUAAUUUAAAUCCCUCUACAGAACCUUAACAUUGAAGGUACCUGGUUAGGUGUUUGGUGUCAGGCGAUGAUGUCAGCAAGGUGGAUGGUGCAGUACCAGUUUUUACCACUAGAUGUCAGGCUUCACGUGGUCCUGCUGGUCUACUGAACACACAUUUAUGUCUUCAGAAUAUUAUAUGUUCCUGAUCUGCAUCACUUCACCCUGAAUUUAAAGCUGCAGGACCAUUCGGUUUAAUUACAUUUUAUAACACCAAAUACUAAAUAACCUUUUUUCUAAAGUCUUCUGUUUUGUAUUUAAUCCAGUCAUUAUUUUACUUCACCUGUCUGCAGGUCUACCUGUCCGCAGGUCUACCUGUCUGCAGGUCUACCUGUCCGCAGGUGUUCACCUGUCUACAGGUCUACCUGUCCGCAGGUCUACCUGUCUACAGGUCUACCUGUCUGCAGGUCUACCUGUCUACAGGUCUACCUGUCCGCAGGUCUACCUGUCUACAGGUCUACCUGUCCGCAGGUCUACCUGUCUGCAGGUCUACCUGUCUACAGGUCUACCUGUCCGCAGGUCUACCUGUCUACAGAUCUACCUGUCUGCAGGUCUACCUGUCUACAGGUCUACCUGUCUGCAGGUCUACCUGUCUGCAGGUCUACCUGUCCGCAGGUCUACCUGUCUACAGGUCUACCUGUCCGCAGGUCUACCUGUCCGCAGGUGUUCACCUGUCCACAGAUCUACCUGUCUGCAGGUCUACCUGUCUACAGGUCUACCUGUCUGCAGGUCUACCUGUCCGCAGGUCUACCUGUCUACAGAUCUACCUGUCUGCAGGUCUACCUGUCUACAGGUCUACCUGUCUGCAGGUCUACCUGUCCGCAGGUCUACCUGUCUACAGGUCUACCUGUCUGCAGGUCUACCUGUCCGCAGGUCUACCUGUCCGCAGGUCUACCUGUCUACAGGUCUACCUGUCUGCAGUUUCUUACUUCUUGCCACAUGGAACUCUGGAUAGCGGGCAUGUACUCUGUGUAUUUGGUUUACAUCUCUACUCUUAUUGUGUAAAAACAUGAAUAUUUUUGUUUCUAUUAAUCUUGACUUGGGAGGGACGGAUGGAGGUGGGCGGGGCUAAACUGUAAAUGGUGUUUGUUUUGUGUUUGCUGAGUGAACUCGUCCCUUUUUGACGAUGGAGGAUGACAUAUAAACUGACAGCUGUAACAUAUGUAUCUCUGCAUGUAUGAUAUGCCUGUUGAUCAUAUCAGAUGGAGACUCUCAACAGACUUUGUAAAAGCAGCUGAUCUGAGGUCAGCAGGGUUUCACAUAUACA